UUUACAUUGGAACGACACUGAUCUGUUAGUUCUGCUACGUCUCAAAUUUCUUAUUUUAAUUAAAAAUAAAUUCUCUUAUAAUUAGCUUAUUUUGUUUCUACCCUCGACAAUUACUACAAUCAUCUUUAUUUGAAAGAUCAAAAGUAUUUCCCUUAUAUAUAUGAGCUAAACUACUUUAAUGUAUAGAAGUUUGUGAGAGUGAACUUCAGUAUGGGGCCGCCAAAGAAAGUAAAAAAAUAUGAUUCUAAACAAUCAAGCAGUGAUAGAUCCAGCAAGAAAAAGAAAGUGGAAGAAGACAUAACUAUAGACCUAGUAGAUGAUGACAAUCCUGACAAUGUUGGUGUGCCCGGAGCCGCUAUGCAGGAUGCAGAAAAGAAUGACCAGGUUCCGGAAGAUGAGUUCGGAGCUAAAGAUUACAGGAGUCAGAUGGCUCUCAAGCCUGACAAUGCCAGCAGACCCCUAUGGGUGGCACCAAACGGUCACAUAUUUUUGGAGGCCUUCUCACCAGUAUAUAAACAUGCACAUGACUUUCUCAUUGCCAUUGCAGAACCUGUGUGCAGGCCCCAACACAUUCAUGAAUACAAACUAACAGCAUACAGUUUGUAUGCAGCUGUCUCUGUGGGAUUACAAACGGCUGACAUCAUAGAAUACCUGCAGAGGCUCAGCAAGUGUGCUGUUCCGGCCGGCAUCAUAGAAUUCAUCACACUUUGCACAUUGUCUUAUGGAAAAGUUAAACUUGUCUUGAAGCACAACAGGUACUUAGUAGAAAGCAAACACGUGGAGGUGCUCCACAAACUGCUGCGGGACCCCGUGGUGCAGCAGUGCCGGCUGCGGCGCGACGGCGACGAGCUGCUACCCACCCCCGCCUCCGCCGCGCCAGCGGCUCUUCCUCACACUACUGUUGGUGAAGACAAGCCGGCGGCGAACGGAGUGCCCGACGACAUCAGUCAGUUUUAUCAACAACUAGACAAAGACGACGAAGAGGACGAGGCGACAGACCUCACCGCCAACACCGCCGUCGCCUUCGAAGUCGACCCCGACAAGAUUGAGGUAAUCCAAAAGCGUUGCAUAGAGCUCGAGCAUCCGCUGCUAGCAGAGUACGAUUUCCGAAACGACUCAGUAAAUCCGGACAUCAACAUUGACCUCAAGCCGACGGCGGUCCGGCCCUACCAGGAGAAAAGUCUGAGGAAAAUGUUCGGCAACGGACGAGCGAGGUCUGGUGUAAUAGUGCUGCCGUGCGGCGCGGGCAAGUCGCUAGUGGGCGUCACGGCGGUGUGCACGGUGCGCAAACGAGCGCUCGUUCUGUGCAACUCUGGAGUAUCUGUUGAACAGUGGAAGCAGCAGUUCAAGUGCUGGUCGACGGCGGACGACAGCAUGAUCUGCAGAUUCACGUCAGAAGCCAAAGACAAGCCGAUGGGUGCGGGCAUCCUGAUCACUACGUACUCUAUGAUCACGCACGGGCAGCGGCGCUCGUGGGAGGCGGAGCAGACCAUGAAGUGGCUGCAGGCGCAGGAGUGGGGGCUGGUCGUGCUGGACGAGGUUCACACCAUCCCUGCAAAAAUGUUCCGACGAGUUCUCACCAUCGUACAUUCGCACGCUAAACUCGGUUUAACGGCUACGCUUCUUCGAGAAGACGACAAGAUCGCCGACUUGAACUUCCUAAUCGGGCCAAAGCUCUACGAAGCGAACUGGCUCGAGCUGCAAGCCAACGGGUACAUCGCUCGAGUACAGUGCGCCGAGGUGUGGUGCCCCAUGACGCCAGAGUUCUACCGCGAGUACCUCAUACAGAAAAUAAACAAAAAGAUGCUGCUAUACGUAAUGAACCCGUCCAAAUUCCGUGCCUGCCAGUUCCUCAUCCGCUACCACGAGAAGCGCGGGGACAAAACCAUCGUAUUCUCCGACAACGUAUUCGCGCUCCGACACUACGCUGUAAAAAUGAACAAGCCAUACAUUUACGGACCUACGUCGCAAAGCGAGAGAAUACAGAUCCUGCAGAAUUUCAAGUUUAACCCGAAAGUGAACACGAUAUUUGUGAGCAAAGUGGCUGAUACAAGCUUUGAUUUGCCGGAGGCUAAUGUGCUGAUUCAGAUUUCGUCGCACGGCGGGUCCAGACGACAGGAAGCGCAGCGAUUAGGUCGUAUUUUAAGAGCAAAGAAAGGGGCCAUAGCAGAGGAAUACAACGCGUUCUUCUACACGCUGGUCUCACAGGACACCUUGGAAAUGGCAUACAGCCGCAAAAGACAGCGGUUCCUCGUCAACCAGGGUUACAGUUACAAGGUAAUCACGGAAUUGAAAGGCAUGGACACGGAACCAGAUCUGUAUUAUGGCACACGAGAGGAGCAAGGGCUAUUAUUACAGCAGGUGCUGGCCGCGUCGGAGACGGAGUGCGAGGAGGAGCGCGAGGGCGCGGUGGGCGGCGCGCGGCGCGCGGGCGGCUCGCUGGCGUCGCUGGCGGGCGCGGACGACGCGCUCUACCUGGAGCGCCGCAACGCCGCCAACAAGCAUCCGCUCUUCAAGAAGUUCCGGUGCUAGGUUCCUGAGAAAAGUUUUCAGCCAAAAUAAAAUUAUUUGAAUAA
Molecule: messenger RNA, 2576 nt
Organism: Leguminivora glycinivorella
Lineage: Eukaryota; Metazoa; Arthropoda; Insecta; Lepidoptera; Tortricidae
Gene: hay
Product: general transcription and DNA repair factor IIH helicase subunit XPB
Biological process (GO): nucleotide-excision repair; transcription initiation at RNA polymerase II promoter
Cellular component (GO): transcription preinitiation complex; transcription factor TFIIH holo complex; nucleotide-excision repair factor 3 complex
Molecular function (GO): 3'-5' DNA helicase activity; ATP binding; hydrolase activity
Source: RefSeq, a predicted model, not a curated record